ACCGUCCACACGGACCUUUUCCUCCUGUCCUCCCUCUUGCCCGCCUUCCCUUUUCUGUUCCUGCUCCGUCGUCAUUGGCUCCCUGCAUCACACUCCCUGAUGCCCUUUUUGCACUGCACAGUCCUCCCACAACUCAACCGACCCGAUCCAUUGCACGCUUUGUGGAACACGCUCUUGCUCUCUUCUGCCCUAGAUCCUCCGUCUGUGGCCUCAUUCUACCGUUCAGCAGCGCUGAGCAGCAAGAAAGAUGAAGAACCGCCGCAGUUCCAAGAAAAAGGGAGGGAAGAAGAACAUCAAGAAGAGUCCAACACAGAAUCUAAAACAGAACCACGGCGCUGUUGCGGCAACUUCCCCUCCCUUGACCUGUGAUUUCAAUGCGGCCAUCAAUAAUGAACACUCUUGUCGUCAUGGAGGGACGAAAUUUGAUAACGUCUCUACGAAGAUAUGUCUCAAGUAUCUAUCGUAUGACGGCGAAUGGGAUUGGGAAGAUUUGUCUCGAGCCAUCGUCGAAGCGAAUCCAGCCGAGGACUUUGUCGCUAAUCUGUAUGGGUUUGCAGCUUCCCAAUGCCAGAUCUGUGAACUUUAUACCGUUGAUCAGCAAUUGGCGUCUAUAGGGGCAGCCAGAUCCGGAUCCAAGACUGUAAGCCCCAAUUGUUUUACCAAGUUCGUGAAGGCAGCCAUUUUCUUUGAGAAAGGUCGCCCUUACAAUGCUGGACUUACAUCGCAAAAACAUUUUCUUGAACUCAUGGGUGAUGAGGUGGAAACGGAGAAAUAUCUCCGUAUGAAUUGGUGUUGCACCAAGCACUGUGGAAGCAUGCGCGAUGUGGUCCUGUAUAUAGACAAAAAAAUCCCCUGUGAUUGCUUGAAAGACAUGAAAAAGAAACUGCUUGAGGAACCAGAAGUCCGGCGAUGCUCCAAUUGUGGCAAGGGGGAAACAAAAACAAUGUGGUGCCCCAACUGCGAGUGUUCCGAGUACUGCUCCAAAGACUGUCAGCUGGCUCACUGGUCAAUCCACCAAUUUCACUGCCCAAUCUUCCAACGAAAACUUUCUAUUCUCGAUGCUGCCAAGGAAUCGGCCCAGGUUUGGUGCAAGAAGCGGGACACUUGAACAACUUUUAGAGUAGAGCUGCUUUCGGAGCUUUCUGGCCUGUGAUGAGUGCACCGCCAAUAAAAGCAGAGAGGCGGGGACUUGCAGCGAGUUGCUAUCAUGAAGGAGAACGACAGCUCAAAGCAUUCCAUGCUUUGUAUGCUCUUUGUACCCGCUCCCCAAAAUAGUAGGAAGCUUAUACGUUUAUCUAUUUUGUCACGGGCAAUGCUAUUGUAGUGUACAUGCAUACCAGUAGGGUAGGUGCUGUAUGUCUUUGACUAAACUCGAGUCGACUCAUCAAAGGUUACCUUUGACGUCUUUCUAGCUAGGACGUCUCCU
Messenger RNA from Seminavis robusta, 1426 nucleotides. NCBI's taxonomy places the organism in Eukaryota, Bacillariophyta, Bacillariophyceae, Naviculales, Naviculaceae. The record is from the annotation of a GenBank genome assembly.